Messenger RNA from Sclerotinia trifoliorum, 1185 nucleotides. The record is from the annotation of a GenBank genome assembly. NCBI's taxonomy places the organism in Eukaryota, Fungi, Ascomycota, Leotiomycetes, Helotiales, Sclerotiniaceae.
AUAAUUUUUGUAAAAUUCCUACGUCCACUUGUAGCCUCAUUUCGAAAACUGCAUCUUGUCUAGAAUAUUUUCGGGGAGUAUCAAAUUCCCAUUUUUUGAACUCUAUCCUAAAUCUACAAAUUUACGUCGAGUUGUGACCUUGGAGUUUCACCCUGCCAGGUCUAGAAUUUGUGAUUCCAUUCUACAUCAGAAGGCCUUAUUUCUCUUAUCAUAAUCAUCAUGUCGAUUUCACGUCCAUCUUUGGAGCAUUUUGGCUCAGAGAAUGAUUCUGUCUUCAGCCCUAAAAGAUCUCUACUCGAAGAAGACGGUAUCUAUUCCAAACCAACGGCACUGAGACCUAGCUGGAAGCAUUGGAUGUUCCACACGAUAAACAUUACUAUGUGGUUUUACUUGGCUGUUACCACGGCUCCAAGAUCACCAAGGUCCUGUCUUGAGAAGUUCAAUGCUUAUUGUGAUUGCUCCACACCUCUCAUUAGUUUUUACGCUGACUAGCCAAACAAGCACCUAUCUUAGAAGCUAUAGAUGAUGAUGCUUUCCAAGAAGUGAAGUUCAAGUACUCACUAUGGUACAAUUCUCCAUUCAAAGGUCCACCUACUCCUGAAGUCCAAGAAGCAUGGCACGAUAUCAUGAAAUGUAUGUCAUCUUCCGGAAAUACUUUUCAGCGCUAAUAGUUUUCGAUUAGAUGGUGAAAUCGGGGUGCCCGCAUCUGAUAUUCUUCGCGUCGGACACAAUCUCACUGCUGUCCAGUACCCUGCAUCCGUUGGCGGCGGUUAUCCAGCUAUUGCCUCCGGCACCCAUGCCCUUCAUUGUUUGCAUUAUAUCUGGCAGGAUCACUAUAUUGAUAUUCUCCCCUCGGUCGCCGAAACCAAAGCUCAGAUACCUGAAAUGUAUGAGCGACAUUAUGAGCACUGUAUCGACUAUACUAGACAGUAUUUGAUGUGCAAUUUUGAUACAACUAUCAUUCCAUUGUACUGGGUUAGAAAUCACCAGCAACCUACGCCAAAUGGUAACACAAUUCAUAAAUGCGUUGACUGGGAUCGUUUGCAAAAUUGGUUAGCGGAGAGAGCUGUACAGAUGCCAGAAGGGUUUGAGUGGCGUCAACCAGAAGAUGCAGUCAGUCUUGAUGACAAUCCAUGAUCGAGAUUCAAAUUGCAAUGUAGAUAUUAUUUAAGAUAAAAAAUUCAC